Messenger RNA from Cyprinus carpio (common carp), 2690 nucleotides. Its product is annotated as Krueppel-like factor 12. NCBI's taxonomy places the organism in Eukaryota, Metazoa, Chordata, Actinopteri, Cypriniformes, Cyprinidae. The record is from RefSeq and is a predicted model, not a curated record. Gene Ontology annotation, molecular function: RNA polymerase II cis-regulatory region sequence-specific DNA binding; DNA-binding transcription factor activity, RNA polymerase II-specific. Gene Ontology annotation, biological process: regulation of transcription by RNA polymerase II.
AUCCAUUCAUUUCCUCCUGAGAAACACACGGCGGCGGAGGAGAGACAGAGAGAGCGAAGGGGGUCACAUCAGAAAGUGCGACAGGAAAACAAGACAGAAAAGAGGGAGGCAGAGGGACACUGUAAGGAUAGUGGUUCUCGCUGUCAAUUACUGAGGUUAAUAAACAAGGAACAGUGCUAUCAGGAUGUUGAUGCUGGAUGGGAUGCCAGCCCUGCCAGUCAAAAUCGAUCCUGCAGAGUCACAGAGACGGUCUCCUGUGAUCCAUGACUACACAGAGAUGGGCGUGCUAGUGUUGAACCGCAGAUUUCGGACACCAUCAGAUGAUAGACGAUUCCUGUCCGACCCCUUCCAGAUGCAAACAGAACCCGUGGACCUGUCCACCAACAGAGCCAGAACCUCCCCAUCACUUUCAGCUUCAUCAUCUUUAUCCUCAUCUCCCUCGUCGUCCUCAUCAUCAAUACGAUUUUGUCCACGGUCCCCUCCUUCCGGCAAAUCUGUGUCAUCUUCAUCACCGUCAUCAUUAUCUAUGCCUUCAUCCUCCUCCACUUCUGUCAUAACCCCCGUUCCUCGUUUGAAGAUGUCUCCAGUGGUGGCCUCUCCCCCGUCCAGGAGUCUCAGGGGGCAGUCGUUUUUGCACAUACCCCAGCUGAUGCCUCCUUGCUCCAGCCCGGUCCACCUCCACCCACGCCGUGUGCCGGUGGUGGUGCACCCCAUGCCGCUGGUCUAUCAUGGAGUAGGAUCACUGGGAAACAGCAGGCUCAUGAUGCCGCUGCUGGAGGAAAACAGGAUGCACAGGAAAGUCACGCAGAGAAUCGCAGAUGGACUGUCACCGCGGCGAUCUUUGAGUGACAGCGAGGAUGAUGACCUGCCCAACGUGACCUUGGAGAGUGUGAAUGAAACAGGAUCCACUGCCCUGACUAUCGCCCGCGCUGUGCAAGAUUCCCUGUUGCCGUUCAGCAUUGAGAGCCUGCGGAGGCCCCGCCCAUCAGAGUCACCUGACUCAAAGAGGAGGCGCAUUCACAGGUGUGAGUUUGAGGGCUGCAAUAAGGUUUACACCAAGAGCUCUCAUCUUAAAGCCCACAGACGCACACACACAGGUGAAAAGCCGUACAAGUGUACGUGGGAUAACUGCACAUGGAAGUUCGCUCGCUCUGACGAGCUAACACGACAUUACCGCAAACACACCGGUGUCAAACCAUUCAAAUGCAGUGACUGCGACCGCAGCUUCUCCCGCUCGGACCACCUCGCCCUCCACCGCCGCAGACACGCCCCACAAACAUGCAUAGUGUGAAAAAGACGUUUGGUGGACAAUAUAAGCAGACAGAGCAGGUCUCUAUCUGCCAGUGUCACAUGCAGAAGAUCUGGAAUUAGCUACUCCUCGCACAACAAUGAGGUGAAAGACUUAGGAAUUUGACAGGAAUGAGAGAUGGAAGAUGUGGUUCAUGUAUUAUGCGAUUCACGUGCAUUUAUAUACAUUUCCCUCAUAUGGUUUAUCUUCUGCACUUUUAUGUGAGGUUUAUUCAAAAAGGUGGGAGCCUCAAUUUGGCACAGAGUCUUGUAGCUACUAGCCUAACUAUUAAAAGCCUGUUAAAGGUGCUGUAUAUGAUUUUUAUAAAUAAAUACAAUAGAAUCAGUAAGCAACUAUUUUCCAUGUAAAGAUAUAGUGUAGUAAUAGUAAUAUCCUUAACAGAGAGUGAAGUCAGAGCCCCCCCAGUGUGUGUAAUUUGAGCUUUUCUGUUAGUUUUCAGUAGUCGGGACGGCCGGGGCGUGUUUGUUAUUGUAUGUGAGCCCUCCCUUUAAAACUGUUGGCAUUUAUAAAAAGAUAAUAUGGAGCUUUCUGCUUCCACAUGCCAUGUUUCAAUAUUAGCAAAAUACUUACCUCGUCACUUGCCAUUGUUUACAAAAGCCAAAGGUAUCUCUAUUUCAUUAUAUAUCCCAUUUUCUUCAUGCCGUUUCUCUUGGGGGGCGUGGCCAAACGGAGGGUGGGGGUGUGGCCAAAGCGAUUCUUUUAUAUUUUUGUUUAAAAAACAUUGCAGCAUUGAGGAGCCUAAAUCUAUUCAGUGCAAAGCCCACCCCCCCCCCCCCCACCCCAAAACACACACACACACAAAGAAAAAGAGGACAAACAAACAUAAAACUUGACAUUAUAACAAUGCAUUUACUGAAGGUUCACAUUCUAGCUUCAAAUUCUUAUAUUAGAAUAUCAAAUUAUAUACAUAUAUAUAAUUAUAUAUUUAUAUAUAACUGAAUGUGAGGAGAUGGCGUCGUAUGCGGGAGACAUUCUCUCACACCGUUUUAAACUUUCCUUGCAUCAUUUGUGCACAAAACUAGUGUAGCAGAUGUCUGUAUAUUUUAUAGUCUUUACCAUGUGGUAUAUUAUUUUUGUUUGUUUGUAUUGUGUGUCAUAUAUUUGUUCUGUAUUCUGAGAUUUGCACCCUUUUGACCAUAAAUAUGUGAUGCCAAAAUUUAUAGUAUUUUACAGGGAGCCCAGUGACUAAAAAUCAUGAGUGUAAAUGAUCGUCAAAUGAACAUUCCUUUUUAUUUGAAUUUUUUUCUCUUCUACAAUGAUCUAUCUGUAAAUGAUGAUAUGGUAAACAUUUCAGUUUUAUAUGGAUUUAACUGUGAAUUUAUACAUAAAUACAGUAUAUGUUAGAAAAAGGCAUGAAUAAAAGCACAGAUUUGUAUGUACA